Messenger RNA from Entamoeba invadens IP1, 1710 nucleotides. RefSeq lists its product as hypothetical. Lineage: Eukaryota; Evosea; Mastigamoebida; Endamoebidae. The record is from RefSeq and is a predicted model, not a curated record. The coding region runs from base 1 to 1710 and encodes 569 amino acids. The transcript has a single exon.
AUGGAAGAGCCCGACGCCAUCAAGGAGGUCAUCCGAUACUCCGAUAAUUCACACAUGGUCCUUACCACGUCCGGUGAGAAUUAUAUAGUGACUUACCCGGGCAAAGUGAUUACUCAGAAAUUCACAUCAUCGACAAAUUACUCGUUUUCGACACCGCACAAGACACGAUAUAGUCAAAAAGUGUUCUGCAUCAUAUCGGAGGUCGCGGUGACAUUUUAUUCGAACGAAGAGGGAAGACUUCUUCCACAAGAGACGAUAUAUCAGGAGUCGCUCUCGUCGUCGUAUUUCAACACAAAAGUCAUCAUCACCGAUGUCUGUUUCUGUGACAGUAGUGUAGUCCUCGCAACAACUUUUGGCAUUGUCAUCUUUGCAAGUUACCCCACACUUAAAGAGAAAUUCACUAUUCAAGUCACACUCAACCCACUUGCCGCAGUCGCUUACAACACAACAAAUGGCGUCCUCUACACAAUCGACGACAACUUUGUUUUCUAUGCAAUUCAAUUGGACAAAGAAACGUUUGAAGUCACUGAAUUACUCGCAAAAAAAAGUCUGAGUGAGUACAUUUCUUUUGUUGACACAGAGGACAUUACAAUUUCUAUAACAACAAAUGGGUGCAUUAUAGUCACUGAUCAUAAAGUCUACCAAUUCUGGCUUCAAAGCAAAAAAUGGUUCUGUUAUCCCCUCUCUGGAAUCCUCGACUACAAAAUCACUGAGUCUGGCAUCUUCUUCCUGACUGAGUCCAGCGUGUUUCAGUAUCAACCUCGCACCUCAGAGCCACGUAGAGUCGCGUUUCUAACAACACCAACGCAUUUUUCUCUUUUUAUAGGACUGUCCGUUGCGACAUACCCCUCCUCCAAAUUUGAUGAUAUUUUCAUCUCCAAAUUACUCAUCCCAAGUCACGAAGAAGAGGCGGAAAGCGCCUCUUCAAAUGUACUCAAUGAACUCUCCGAACACUCGUACUUAUACAACGACGACAACAUUCAGCGACUUGUUUUUGGUGAGGCGGUGUAUCGCGCAAAUAAACAGCCUAUCUACUUUACAAUAGAAGACAUUCGGUCGCAUGACAUUUCUUCCGUCUUUUCAAUGACUUUCACAAAAGAAGGAAAUUUUGUGUGUUUCAGUUCGACGGGAGAAAUCUACAAAUACGAGCAACCGCUUGCUGGCGAUCUUACAGCUACAAUGGUCGUCAGAAUUCCAGUGAUGGUCACCACACUACCGGAAUUUAACAUCGACGAGUUUGGAGAGUUGUGCGCCUUCACUACGCAAGACACCGUCGGUGUUGUCAACUACAACACCCCAACCAUUCAAAGGUGCGUUUGGAAGGGCAACGACGAAACAGUGUUUCCAACGUGUAUCUGCGCUAGUGAGGAGACUGGAAAGGUCGUUGUUGGAUUUUCAAAUGGAGUUGUGGGCCAAUUUGACAAGGAAGGUGAGAUGAGCGAAGUGUGGAGACAUAAAUACCCGGUACGCGGUGUCGGGUUUUUUGAUACAAAGAGCGUCAGCGUCGACGAGAAUGGAGAAGUCAUCAUCGGAAGUGAACAAAGCGACUUGGGGUGUUUUGUACAGACAGCAGAAAUCAGAUUUGGGAAGUUACUUGUAGUGACGCGAAAUCAAGUUUUGUUGUUUGACGAUAAGUUGCGAAUUGUGGCGGAUUAUGCUGGAAGAGAGGGGAUUGUGCAGGCAAAGUUUUCAGUUUGUUAUUAUUUAUAG